Molecule: messenger RNA, 2060 nt
Organism: Ornithodoros turicata
Lineage: Eukaryota; Metazoa; Arthropoda; Arachnida; Ixodida; Argasidae
Product: acetylcholinesterase-1-like
Exons: 8
Coding region: 151-1998 (615 amino acids)
Biological process (GO): choline metabolic process; acetylcholine catabolic process
Cellular component (GO): plasma membrane
Molecular function (GO): acetylcholinesterase activity
Source: RefSeq, a predicted model, not a curated record
CAUUUCGAAAUCAUCGUCAUCGAAAAGCAUCGCGUGAAAUAGAAUCACCAGUCGAUCGUCUCGCGUUAAGAGAACGGCUGUGAAGGGAAGAGGACGAAUCUUCCAGGGUUGUCUUCAUUUUAUAAUCCGUUGGAGCCUUCAUUCUGUUCGAUGAGGCGUCCAGUCAGGCCUUUCAUUCGUGGUGGAGACUCUCUGUGCAGCAGAUGUCACCUUGCACGCAUGAGCUCACCUGCUGUGCGUCCUCCUACAACGGAGCACUCUGGAACCGAGAUUGCUCCGGCGUCAUCUUCUGAGGUUGGCCUGCCAGCGGAUCAACUCGCGGACGACACCAGUCCUGACGAACAGGCGCACGCCAACAGACGAACUAGCAUCUAUCUGGCCAUAGCGGUGCUGGCCAUGCUGUUGGUCUCCUUCCUGUUGUCCCACUUGUCGAGAGCCUUCUCUUAUAGACAGCGUCUAGGCCAUACCAUCGUCAUCAACACCACGUGGGGACAGAUCACCGGAACCAUAGUGGACGGCUCCAUCGAGUUCCUCCAGAUUCCCUUCGCCCGUCCUCUGGUCAAGUCGGACCGGUUCAAAUGGGCCCUCCCGAACGGGGACAGCAACAACUCACGAACCGAAGGAGACCGAACCAUAUCCUGCAUGCAGAUGGUGGGUGAACCUUACGGCAAUGCGGUCGACCGCGAAGAAUCUCUUCAGGAGAACUGCUUGUACUUGUCCAUCUGGUGUCCAGCUGUUCAUGGCAACAUGUUGCCGUAUAAUAAAUCCGUGCUGUUCUAUCUUCACGGGGGAUUCUUCACCAUCGGCUCCAACGACAGACGUCUCGGACGGAAGCUAGCUGCUCAGGAAGGAAUCAUUGUUGUGGCGGCUAAUUACAGGCUGGACGUAUUUGGAUUCUUACGAACCGACAGCACUGAAGCGCCUGGCAACGUGGGCCUCCGGGACCAACUUCUGGCUCUGAACUUUGUGCGAAAGCACAUCGUGAAGUUUGGCGGCAACCCGCACAAUAUUACGCUGGCGGGACAUGACGCUGGAGCUGCCUCUCUGGGCUUCCAUCUGUUUCGCAGGGACAGUUUUUGGAACAACACAGCCAAGAGGAUUGUCCUUAUGGGAGGAUCUCCCAUCAACGGACUGAUGGAUUGCUCGGUGGUCGCAAUGCGGAAAUUCGCGCGCCUGGCAACCAUCACCUACUGCCGUAAGUCGGCCAGCGGGAUGUUGUUCCCCUCGCACGAGGUCCCUUGCCUGAGGGAGCUGGAAGCGAACGCUCUGCUGGAGACGCUUCGCGGGGGCUUCGAAGACCUUCCCGUCUUUCUACCCAUUUACGGCGACGACAUUCUCCCUGAUCACCCUGUUAAUUUGAUGAACAAGAACAGAUUCAGCGGAAAAGCUCUUCUCGUGGGGACGGUCUUCACCGACCCGUUUAAUGUUCACGAUUUGACCUGGAGCAUCCUCACGCACGUGGGCAAGAAUAGGACAGCGCUGCUUAAAAGAAUGCGCUACGAGGUCAACAACGUAACCACCAAGAGUUACCGCAAAGAGUGCCCCACUUGCUACGAAAGCAGCUGGAUAGAUCGCGUAGUUGCAGACUUAUAUCUGUUCUGCCCUUUGCAAUACUACGCCGAGGCUCUGUCCGAGUGGGGCAACAAAGUGUACGUGUAUCUCUUCAAGCACCAGCCAGACAGCGAGACAUACACGGGACAGCUACUGAACCUCGACGAAAGGUUCUUGUUCGGACUGGGUCCUAUGACGACUCAAGAGCAACAAUUUAGCGGAAAUAUCAGACGUAUCUGGGCUUCAUUUAUCAAGGAUGGCGUUAUGCCAGACGUGAACGGGCAGCCCUGGCCCGAAUUUUCCAACAGAAACCCUGUGGCCGUCGAGCUGACAAUAGACAAAGCGUCCGUCGUGCGCUCCUUCCGAUGGAAGCCAUGCAGUAACAUGAAGGCUGGUAUACUGGAAAGCCUCAAGCAUCAAGUCGCCACAUGCUCAACGACAGCUUGACACUUUGCCCUACAAUGUAUUUUUCUGAUCGUGUACGUCCGUAUGAAUAGUUCCAUUGUGGA